Molecule: messenger RNA, 2057 nt
Organism: Manduca sexta (tobacco hornworm)
Lineage: Eukaryota; Metazoa; Arthropoda; Insecta; Lepidoptera; Sphingidae
Gene: nmo
Product: serine/threonine-protein kinase NLK
Exons: 11
Coding region: 431-1798 (455 amino acids)
Biological process (GO): protein phosphorylation; intracellular signal transduction
Cellular component (GO): nucleus; cytoplasm
Molecular function (GO): MAP kinase activity; ATP binding
Source: RefSeq, a predicted model, not a curated record
UUGUUAUUUGUCGUCUCGUUCUGGCAUCGCGUCCUCCGGGCUUCCCUCCCCCGUCCCGCUCCUUUGCCAGUUUCGCUCGAUUUCCGUGGUGUGCGGACGGAUCGUUGUUCGUGCCGCGAUAAUAAAUUUCACGGUCUCAUCCUUUGUCCAGGAAGAAGCAGAGGCCGAAGAAACAACCAAGUAUAACUUUAACAAUAAAUAACUUUUAGCAAUUUGGUGGCAUAGCUGGUGAAUUUGACGCGUGUAUCCCGACGUUCUGUGUGUUUUGAAGUGAUUCCCGCAGUCGUCCGAGCAUGAAUAAUAUAGAAGUAACCGGUGAUAUUGUCGUGUGUCCACCGGGAGGAGAGGUGUGGUGACCGGGCGAGCUGUCGAGGCCGUGGUGUUCACCGUGUGAUGAGUCUGCGGUGACAGCUCGCCGCUGAGCGGUUGGAUGGCGGCAGUAAGCGGCCCCGCGCGGCACUCUCGCGUUUCCAUGAGUGUGUCCAUGUCGCUGAUGCAGGGCGGUACGCAGAGCGCGCCGCAGGGCGCCAUCCUGGCGGCAGCGGCGCCCUACUACCAGACGCCGGCCAUCCCCACUGACGUGCAGCCAGACCGGCCCAUCGGAUACGGUGCCUUCGGUGUUGUGUGGGCUGUGACGGACCCGCGCGAUGGCCGGCGUGUGGCUCUCAAGAAACUGCCCAACGUGUUUCAGUCACUCGUCUCCUCUAAGCGCGUCUUCCGCGAGCUCAAGAUGCUCUGCUUCUUCAAACACGAGAACGUACUAUCGGCGUUAGACAUCCUGCAGCCGCCUAGCCUCGACUUCUUCCAGGAAAUUUACGUGAUAACUGAGCUGCUACAGAGCGACCUGCACAAGAUCAUCGUGUCGCCGCAACAUCUCUCCGCAGACCACAUCAAAGUCUUCCUCUACCAAAUAUUAAGAGGUCUGAAAUACCUACACUCGGCACGCAUCCUUCACCGCGACAUCAAGCCUGGCAACCUGUUGGUGAACAGCAACUGCGUGCUGAAGAUAUGCGACUUCGGACUGGCGCGAGUCGAGGAGCCCGACUCAAGCAAGAACAUGACGCAGGAGGUCGUUACGCAGUACUAUAGAGCGCCGGAGAUCCUGAUGGGGGCGAACCACUACACGGCCGCGGUGGACGUGUGGUCCGUGGGCUGCAUAUUCGGCGAGCUGCUCGGCAGGCGGAUCCUGUUCCAGGCUCAGAGUCCAGUACAACAGCUGGAGCUGAUCACGGAGCUGCUGGGCACGCCGUCGCUGGAGGACAUGCGGCACGCGUGCGCCGGCGCGCGCGCACACAUGCUGCGCCGCGCGCCGCGCCCGCCCGCGCUCGCCGCGCUCUACACGCUCUCCGUGCAGGCCACGCACGAGGCCGUGCAUCUGCUCGCACAGAUGCUAGUGUUCGACCCGGCGAAGCGCAUCUCCGUGGUGGAUGCGCUUGCGCACCCGUACCUGGAGGAGGGGCGGCUGCGCUACCACUCGUGCAUGUGCAAGUGUUGCUACAGCGCGCCGCCGGCCGCGCGGCACUACUCGCCCGACCUAGAGCCCGUCGCGCCGCAUCCCUUCCACGACGGGUGGGAGCGCAAGCUCACCUCCGUGCACCAAGUUAAAGAGGAGAUCCACAAGUUCAUAGCGGAGCAGCUGCAGACGUCGCGCGUGCCGCUGUGCAUCAACCCGCAGUCGGCGGCGUUCAAGAGCUUCGCAAGCUCUAGAACGGGUACGAAAGCAAAAGUAUGUUCCCCUUUCAAGACGGCGGCAAAAAUACUACUACUGUCGCCAGUGAUAUUUCUGUGCGCCGCGUAGUGAGCCCCGAGCCCGUCCCACUCGACCGUGGCGCACCCGUCCGAGCUGCCGCCCUCGCCGCACCAGUGGGAAUGACGCGAGACCAAGCGCGGCUUCGACAAGCGACGCGCCCUCUACACCGACACGCGGUAAACCGCCGGACCCCGCGCUCUGUGCUCCUUGCAACAUGCGACACGCACUGUGCCACCAUCAACAUUAACAUCAACUUAACUUUAACCCAUAUAGCAUCGGAAUGUUUGCCGGCAAACAUGACAGCUAC